AUGCUUCGUACACUUAGGUUUAUUAAUCUUUCUAAAACUUUUGUUCGUUCUAACAGUUCAACAUCUUCCUUAUCACAAGAAUUAAAAGAUAGAAUUGAAGGAUAUCUCAAUAAAGAUAAGGUUGUUGUUUUUAUGAAAGGAACAGCAGAUGAGCCAAUGUGUGGUUUUUCAAGAAAUGUCAAACUUGUUCUUGACUAUCACGAAGUUCCUUUCCGAGGAUAUAAUGUUUUAGAAGAUCAAGAAUUAAGAGAAGGUAUAAAACAAUUUUCUGAAUGGCCUACAAUACCUCAAGUUUAUGUUGAUAAAGAAUUUAUUGGUGGAAGCGACAUUCUCGUUCAAAUGCAUAAGGAUGGUGAAAUUACUGAAUUUUUUGAAAAGCAUGGAAUAAAAACAAAAUUCUCAGAUAAAAAUUAA
Messenger RNA from Strongyloides ratti, 414 nucleotides. RefSeq names its product Glutaredoxin-related protein 5, mitochondrial. The record is from RefSeq and is a predicted model, not a curated record. Lineage: Eukaryota; Metazoa; Nematoda; Chromadorea; Rhabditida; Strongyloididae. The coding region runs from base 1 to 414 and encodes 137 amino acids. The transcript has a single exon.